CCGAAACAACCAAGCGGAUGCCUAAAAACGUUCACCGUUGUCCAAGUGAAGUUAAAGCAGCAUUCACAAGCGACGAGUGCAGAGGUUAGGUUGACAAGAAGAGUUGGGGCAACAUACAGUAGGUGCAAAAGGAAAAGAGUGACGCGAUCGGGAGGUGCGACAUGUUUGGAAUGAUCAAGAAUUCGCUUUUCGGAAACAGCGAGGAGACCGAAUAUAAACUACUCAGCACAGAGACCAAGGAUGGCAUAAGCUUUGAGGUACGGCGUUACGACGCCGCCAAAUACGCCGUCGUUUCCUCUGAAGGGCGCACUUAUGACCAGGUGACGGGCGAGCUCGUGAGGAAGCUGCUCAUGUACAUCGGUGGGAGCAAUGAGCAAGGUGAGGCGAUGGGUACGGCGGCACCUACCAUCAUCACGGUCUACCCUCGGAACGACGGCGUUCUGUCCCGUCGUUUGGUGGUCGCCAUCCGCAUCCCUACCGUAUACCAGCAGAGCCCCCCGACCCCCACGGACAGUACCAUAAGGGUCGAGGAGCGGCCUGGCAUGACUGUCUAUACACUGCAAUUUGGAGGUUUCGCAGGUGAGAGCGAGUACCGAGCAGAAGCCUUGCGUUUGACACGCACGCUUGGUGAGACGGCCCCAUUCCAGCGCAAGCAAUACUUCUGUUGCAGUUACGACUCGCCAAUCAAGCCCUACGGACGCCGCAACGAGGUGUGGUUUAUACAGGAGGAGCCGUAGGCGCCCGCUUGCCCGUUUUGGCUUCUUUCCCCAGACUGACCGUUUCGCCGACACUCCCACAAACGGACACUAAUGCGACUUAAGUAUUGUUUGUCUCUUUUGAAUUCAACACAUCCCCUUACUAUGCGAACAAAAAGUAGUGCCGUUGUAUGUUUGUGAGUCCAAAAUGUCCCGUACGCUCUGGUUUAUGUAUCGCUACGCAUACCAAUAGAGAAUAUCAACCUCUAAAAGCAACAUCAAUAUGAAGUCAUUGUCUGGCAGGUGUGAGAUAGAAGAGUGAAACGGAGAAAAUAGACAAGCCUAACUGAAGUUUGGCAGUAAGGUAGCAUUGUUUAGUUCCAGAUACAACUUGAGCAUAGCGGUAUUUUCUUUUGUUGCAUAAUUAGAAGUGAGUCCACUGAUGAUUUGGAGAAAAUCCUGUUCUUCAAUUAGGAACUAGUUCUCAACCCAUGAAGUCAUGUUUCUAAUAUGAUUAGCUUUCGAGCAGUUUGUAUUGUGAUCACCAAUCAUGUCACUUUGUGAUGGUCAUUUUCGUUAAAUCUUUUCACGUUGUUGUGGAGCUUCCAUUUUUAAUUUCAUCCCUGAAAAUGUGACUGUGAUACAUCUGUAGUGCGACUAUCCAUGGCAAGAGUGAAAACUGGAAGGGUUAACUUGUCUGUCCCAAAAUAAUAAAUAUUGUUGCUCAAGUA
Molecule: messenger RNA, 1426 nt
Organism: Hippocampus comes (tiger tail seahorse)
Lineage: Eukaryota; Metazoa; Chordata; Actinopteri; Syngnathiformes; Syngnathidae
Product: heme-binding protein 1
Exons: 4
Coding region: 162-737 (191 amino acids)
Molecular function (GO): heme binding
Source: RefSeq, a predicted model, not a curated record